CGAUGCAAAGAAGGCUGGAGAUCUCUCCACCCUGUUUGACGUGGGAGGAAUAGUGGGGGGGAUCCUCGCAGGAGUGAUCUCUGAUAAGCUGGAGAAGAGAGCCACCACCUGUGCAGUCAUGCUGCUGCUGGCUGCUCCUACACUGUAUGGCUUCUCCAUGAUCAGCGAGUUUGGGUUUGGGCCAACCAUCGCCAUGCUGCUGGUUUGUGGAGGGUUAGUCAAUGGACCAUACUCCCUCAUCACAACUGCAGUUUCUGCUGAUUUGGGCACCCACAAGAGUCUGAAAGGCAACGCCAGAGCGUUGUCCACUGUGACUGCCAUCAUCGAUGGCACAGGAUCUAUAGGUGCAGCACUGGGACCCCUGCUGGCGGGGCUGCUGUCUGCAGGGGGGUGGGAUCAGGUAUUCUACAUGCUGAUGACUGCUGACUUCCUGGCUCUGUUGUGCUUGUUACGGCUUGUGACAAAGGAGCUGACAUCAUCUAAAUCCCCUCCCAUCUCGGCUGUAGAGUUGAAGGAGCACUGAGCACUUUGAUUGCACUGCCUCCACGAUGAACACACACACACACACACACACACACACACACACACACACACACACACACACACACACACACACACACACACACACACACACAGUUUACAUAUUAAAAGUUGUGUUUCAUUUAAGGUACUGUAAUUCUACAAAAAAAGAAUCAUUAAAUGUUGUGUUUA
Notothenia coriiceps (black rockcod) is the source of this 711-nucleotide messenger RNA. Its product is annotated as glycerol-3-phosphate transporter-like. The record is from RefSeq and is a predicted model, not a curated record. The coding region runs from base 119 to 523 and encodes 134 amino acids. Gene Ontology annotation, molecular function: glucose 6-phosphate:phosphate antiporter activity. Gene Ontology annotation, cellular component: endoplasmic reticulum membrane. NCBI's taxonomy places the organism in Eukaryota, Metazoa, Chordata, Actinopteri, Perciformes, Nototheniidae. The transcript has 8 exons. Gene Ontology annotation, biological process: glucose-6-phosphate transport; phosphate ion transmembrane transport.